AACAAGCGAACCAGGUAGCUAAUUGAAAAGAAUAAAAACCGGGUAACUAUUAUACAAACUACGAUUCUACGAAGAACUAGUAGGGGAGAGAGAGAUACGGUAGUGAAGUAGGGAAGGUACGCCACUAGAUUUCAAAAUAAAAGCAACGACGCCCCAUCUCAGGUCUUUCCCCCCAAUUUUAUUUCCCCGCCCGCGCUAUCCUCAUCGCAUUCAAUUUCAGCAUCUGACGCGUUUUCCUACUUGCAAUCUCGCAUUGGACGGCGCUGUGCGCGCUUUUGCCUUCUCCAACCAUUCGCCCAUCUUUCCCACGGGAAAUUAGGGUUUCCAAGGCUGAUCCGCCAAAAACUCCACUCUCAACACAAUCGUCGUCCGCCUUAACUGUUGCAUCUCAAUUUACGCUGCGUCGUCCACAUUUACAACGAUUUCAAUGUCGUCGAGGGCUACGCCUUCGGCUUCCGCCAGCAGAUCAGAUCCCUCUAAGGACUCUCAGAGAUACACUUUGAACUCUAGGACAUCUUUGGCUGCCAGGCAGAACUACUUGUUUGGGUGGACUCCCAGAUCAAUUAGUGGCUUAGAUGAUUUAUUAGCAAGGAAAGGGAUGUUGGGGGUCCAAGGAUCAAAUCAAAGUUCCAAGGACAUUCUGUCAGUUAUUGAUUCUUUGAAGAAACAAGUUGCUGUUGAGAGAUGCAUCUUUAUAAAGAAAAGAAUGGUGGAAAACAAUGAAAAGCUGAUCGGUGUUACAAAUCAUGUUUAUACACUGUCAAAAGAGAGAAGCAACAGUGUGAUAAAUAAUACUGAAAAAAAUCUAGACCUGCUGACAAAGAGGCAAAGAGAUGCAUUUGGUAUGCUGAAUGGUCUUGAUUUGACUAAUGGUGAAAAGGAUAAGAAUGGUUCUCAGGAAGAUAGCUAUGCCUCAUCAGCAGUUCUUGUAGGUUCUAGUUUCGGAAUGAAGAAUGUUGUUCGCCCCAUCAAGCUUCCAGAAGUGAAGAAAUUGCCUCCUUAUACUACAUGGAUAUUUUUGGAUAGGAACCAAAGAAUGACCGAGGAUCAGUCGGUGGUUGGUCGAAGGAGAAUUUAUUAUGAUCAAAAUGGUGGAGAAGCUCUAAUUUGCAGUGACAGUGAGGAGGAAAUAGUUGAGGAGGAAGAAGAAAAGAGAGAAUUUGUGGAUUCUGAAGAUUAUAUCCUUCGAAUGACCAUCCAAGAGGUUGGUUUAUCAGAUGCUGUGCUGGAUUCAUUGGCACAGUGCUUUUCUAGAAGUCCUUGUGAGGUUAAGGCAAGAUAUGAAAUUCUUAUGAAGGGAGAGAAAGAUGCACAGUGCGAGAAGAAGGGUAGCACUGAUGAUAAAACACAAAUGGAUGAUUCAUUUUUUGAUAAAGAUUUAGAUGCAGCACUGGAUUCUUUUGACAAUCUAUUUUGUCGGCGAUGUCUAGUGUUUGAUUGUAGAUUGCAUGGAUGCUCACAGGAUCUUGUCUUUCCUGCUGAGAAACAGCUUCCAUGGAACUACACAGAUGAGGAAAAUGUACCAUGUGGUGUGAAUUGCUACCGGCUGGCCCAGAAACUGGAAAGCAAUGCUAUAAGGAGCUCUCCUGUGCACAAUGGUCUUGAAGAAAAACCAGUUCCUUCAUCUGGUAGUGCUGGGGACCAAAUAUCUCCCAGAAAGAAAGGUACUAGUUCAUCUGUUGGCAAAAAGCUAAAGUCUAACCAGAGUGAAAGUGCUUCAUCUAAUGCGAGAAAUACAUCAGAAAGCAGCGAGUCAGAGAUAAGACCCAGGCAGGAUAAUUCUUCCAUCCACAAUUCUUCAUCACCUCAGAAGGCUAAGCUUGUUGGAAAAUGUGGAGUUCACAAAAGAAACAGCAAACGAGUUGCUGAACGUGUUUUUGUUUGCAUGCGGAAGAGACAGAAAAAAAUGAUUGCUUCUGAUUCUGACUUCGUUGUGAGUGGAUGCGUUUGGCCAAGAGAUAUGAAGCUUAGGUCUAAUUCACGCAAAGAAAAUGAAGAGGCUACUUCUUCACAACGAAAAGUAAAAACUCCACCUACAAGAAAGCCUAAGAAGAAGGAAUUACCAGCUCAGGACAGUAGCAAAUCCACAUUUAAUGGUCAUGAUGAACCAUCUGAUGAGAUGGUUAAAGGCCCACCAGAGGCUAUUAGUGAUGAGACCUCAAAGAAAGAAGAGUUUGUUGAUGAAAGCAUUUGUAAAAAUGAAGCAACAGGUGAUAAAUCUUGGAAAACUAUCGAGAAGGGCCUUUUUGCAAAAGGUUUGGAAAUUUUUGGAAGGAAUAGCUGUUUAAUUGCAAGGAACCUUUUGAAUGGAAUGAAGACGUGUGCAGAUGUCUAUCAGUACAUGAGUUGCACGGAAAAUAAAUUAUCAAACAGAGUAGGUGAUGGUACAAAUUCUCUGGUUGAAGGCCAUUCCAAGGUUGAUUAUAAUGAUACUAUGGGUAGUGAACUGCGAACAAGAUCAAGAUUUGUGCGUAGGAGGGGUAGAGUUCGUCGGUUGAAGUAUACUUGGAAAUCUGCUGGUUACCAUUCAAUUAGGAAACGGAUUACUGAGAGGAAGGAUCAACCAUGUCGGCAGUUUAACCCCUGUAAUUGCAAGUCAGCAUGUGGAAAGCAGUGUGCUUGUCUUCUAAAUGGAACCUGCUGUGAGAAAUACUGCGGGUGCCCUAAGAGCUGUAAAAAUAGGUUCAGAGGUUGUCAUUGUGCCAAGAGUCAAUGCCGAAGUCGUCAAUGUCCAUGUUUUGCAGCAGACAGGGAAUGUGAUCCAGAUGUUUGUAGAAAUUGCUGGGUUGGUUGCGGUGAUGGUACUCUUGGAGUUCCGUCCCAAAGAGGUGACAAUUAUGAAUGCAGGAACAUGAAGCUUCUCCUCAAACAACAACAAAGGGUUCUACUUGGAAGAUCCGAUGUAUCUGGAUGGGGGGCGUUUCUAAAGAAUAGUGUUGGCAAACAUGAGUACCUUGGAGAGUACACUGGAGAACUGAUUUCACACCGUGAAGCUGAUAAGCGUGGAAAGAUUUAUGACCGUGAAAAUUCAUCAUUUCUUUUCAAUUUGAAUGAUCAGUUUGUCCUUGAUGCUUAUCGUAAGGGUGACAAGUUGAAGUUUGCCAAUCAUUCACCUGAUCCAAAUUGCUAUGCCAAGGUCAUCAUGGUAGCUGGGGAUCACAGGGUGGGUAUAUUUGCCAAGGAACGGAUAAAUGCUGGAGAGGAGCUUUUCUAUGAUUACCGUUAUGAGCCAGAUCGAGCUCCUGCUUGGGCAAAAAAGCCUGAAACUACAGGUUCAAAAAAGGAGGAAGCAGUUACUUCGAGUGGUCGGGCAAAAAAGCUGGCUUAGUUAAAGCAGUUCCUUAAAUAGCAAAUCCAUUUUUUGCCAUUCUUUUACAUUGUGUAAGAAACAUAAUUUCAUUGGCGUUGAGAUGACAUUUACAUCUCCAUCCAGGAAUUUCCAAAUUUUUGUUCUCCCAUUGCAAAUUUAGUCAAUUAUUGUCUCUAUUUUCUA
Nelumbo nucifera (sacred lotus) is the source of this 3493-nucleotide messenger RNA. RefSeq names its product histone-lysine N-methyltransferase CLF-like. The record is from RefSeq and is a predicted model, not a curated record. Gene Ontology annotation, molecular function: protein binding; histone H3K27 methyltransferase activity; chromatin binding. Gene Ontology annotation, biological process: heterochromatin formation. NCBI's taxonomy places the organism in Eukaryota, Viridiplantae, Streptophyta, Magnoliopsida, Proteales, Nelumbonaceae. Gene Ontology annotation, cellular component: PcG protein complex; nucleus.